Esox lucius (northern pike) is the source of this 2050-nucleotide messenger RNA. Its product is annotated as putative monooxygenase p33MONOX. NCBI's taxonomy places the organism in Eukaryota, Metazoa, Chordata, Actinopteri, Esociformes, Esocidae. The transcript is spliced from 8 exons. Gene Ontology annotation, cellular component: cytoplasm. The record is from RefSeq and is a predicted model, not a curated record. The coding region runs from base 111 to 1139 and encodes 342 amino acids.
UUCACCAAAGCGUCUCAAAUACAGCACAGUUGACUGUGAGGGGAGUUUAUUGAGGCUGAGCAGAUAUAGGCUACAUCGUUGUCUGAGAGCCUGAUAAUCCAUUGUGCAGUAUGGGAUCCAGACGAGGGGACAUACCUGCACUGGAGUCUGGUAUUUCUGGGGGUUUCUUUGGGGGGUUCUCGUCUCCUAUUGGUAUGUCAAGACGAGCCUUUAACUAUGAUGAAGCUUUGGACGCACCCAUGCAGUCCCCUCCCUCUGACCUGUGUGUCAACAACCCCUGGAAGAACCCCCUCAUACCACAGAGGAAGUUCAACAGUAUUGCAGAGGAGGACGAGAGUGGGCCACUGACCUUCUCCGCCUGUCAGUUUGAUGCAGUGGCUGCAGCACCUGUCAAGUCCCCUGUCCCAGUUGUUAAGGCCAAAGCCUCCUCUCUCAUGAACACACUUAUGACCAAGCAGUCCCAGGAGAGCUUGCAGAGGUUCGAGCUCCAAGCAGGACUGACAGAAGCUGGCUACACCCCCCACAAGGGUCUUUCUGCUGAGGAAGCCCAAUUCCACCUCCUUGCUGAGAAACCAAGGCCUCAGAAGUUGAGAAUGCCAAGCGGGGACUUCAAGGAGGACAGGCUUACGACAUCAGCUCAAUCCACCCCUUGUGGCACCCCCUCCCUCACCCCCUGUGUUACCCCAAACGUCAGCCCACACACCUCACCCUUAAUCAACCGCAGGAGCUGGUUCAACAACCUGAGUCCUGCACCAUUUAUUGGCACACCAGAGCUGGGCAGUCCUAACAGAUUAGAAAUGGGAGGCAAUGAGGGCGGAGGAACUGGAGGGGAGAGGUGGAGCUUCUUUGGAACUUCUCGACCCGUAGUACAGAAGUCAUCUACAGACCCAGGCUCAGAAACCAACACAGUUACCAUUCUUGUCUGCUCAGGCUUCACUCUCCAGUCCUACUUUGGUGUGACCAAGUCUAACACCCUGGAGGGCAUUAAGACACAGGUCAACCUGAUGGUGGAUGACCCUGCCAAGAUCAACCCACCCAAGAUCGAUAUUAGUGGCAUUGAGUGCAAGAGACCCCCUCAGACCCGCCCACACAAACUUAAACCCCGGGACAUGAAUGUCCUAACACCUUCUGGAUUCUAAUAGCCCCAAAAACAAUCUCCCAUGAAUCCUAGCGACCACAUCCCCUGGCAGCCAGUAGCCGGUCUACUACACCCGUGGUUCUCAAACCUGUCCCUGGGACCCCCAAGCAUCUCAUAAUGUUGUUGUAGCCCUGAACUAGCUCACCUGAAUCAAGCAGCCAAUGCCUUGACAAUUAGUUGACAUGUUGAUGCAGGUGUUUUAUCUGUGAAAUACAUCUAAUACAUAGAAUUGCUAGGGGUCCCUAGGAGAGAACCACAGUACCACACUACCCUGCUCUGCCUGCUUAGUGGAACCCAAGAGACUCAGAAGAUGGAAGACAUGCUUCAGAAGUCAUUCCCAACUCCAGGGUUGUCAAACUCAUUCAGCCCCAGGUGCAGCAUUCGGCUUCAGCGAGGUCCAGAAGGCCACAUUGAAAAUGUUAUUUUGUCACUGUCAGAAUUAGCAAAACAUGGCUCGCUGUCUGGCAUUUUUUGUUCUUUGUUAUUAACAAGCUGGACACCGUAGAGACACAAUGACCAUAGGUUCAUUAUAAUAUAUACAUAGUUGAGAUUUGGUUUUGGUCAUUAUGAAGUAUGAUACAUAGUUGUAUUUUAUAUUUUUACUCAAACAAUUAAUGGGCCAAAUCGGACCUUCUCGUUUGCCACGCCUGCCCCUAUAACUUACCUGAACCUUGUCCAGAAAAGCACAAAACAUUUUCAUCCGCCUCACAUCAAAAGGGUUGCUUAUUGUUGUUUUAAUUUUUAAUUUUAAUGGAUGCUUUGGUGUUUUACAAUGCCCUUUUGUGUCUUCUUGGUUUUGCGUUGAGAUUGAAAGACUGGUUUUGAUGUCUCAUGUCUGAAACUACUGCCGUGAUGAAUAAUGCCAGGGGUCAUUUCAUUUGACCUCCACUCACUAAAAGCACUAUAUUGUCA